This is a messenger RNA of Ictalurus punctatus (channel catfish), 2546 nucleotides long. RefSeq names its product LRAT domain containing 2b (gene lratd2b). NCBI's taxonomy places the organism in Eukaryota, Metazoa, Chordata, Actinopteri, Siluriformes, Ictaluridae. The record is from RefSeq and is a predicted model, not a curated record. The transcript has a single exon. The coding region runs from base 391 to 1203 and encodes 270 amino acids.
GUCUUUAAAUGGCGCGCGCGUGUACUAGGUGGAGGUUUAGUGGAGUCCUCUGAGUCCUCAUUAACCGUCACAGCGCACAGCAGCAGCUCGGCUCCGGACACACCACUACCAGUCAGUUUCCUCCGAAAGCGGGGAAAAACUUUCACACGAACUCACUUAUUUUUUUACUUUUAUUUUUUAACUUUUCUGGAACAUCUACAGAAACAAUACUGGAGUACUUUCCUGUUUGUGUGUCACGUCUUUCCGGCUGUUUGUGGACUUAAGGCAGAGCCGGAAGUGAGCAGGUACAAUACACCUGUUCAGGAAAGAAGCACGAGCCCCAAGUAUGAUUUGAAACGGUCUGAACCUGGAGGACGGGGGGAAGUGUUUUUAAUCUCCAUACCUUCACCGAUGGGGAAUCAGGUGGAAAAACUGACGCGUUUAAGUUACGACGAAGUUCCCACAGUCGACCCGAACGGCUACGAGGAUGACGACGGGCCGCGGAUCGGAGUCUCGUAUAUUUUCUCCAACGACGAUGACAACGGCGACGACGACGAAGAGGAGCACAGUGCGGAGAAAGGCGACGAAGAAGAGUACGACAGCCUGCGUGAAAUGGAGUGCGCGGUGUAUUACCGUGGUGAGUGUGUGUACGAGAGGAAGGACGCAGACACGGGCGCUCUACAGGCGUGUAAGGACCUGCUGAACAGAUGCAAACCCGGCGACUUGGUCGAGUUCGUCGCGGCGGGUCAGUAUCCCCACUGGGCGGUUUGUACAGGAGACUUUCAGGUGGUCCACUUGCACAGGAGUGAGAUUAAAAUGGACCACCUCUCCGACGCGGGUCAGGGCAGACGCGGACGAAUCGUCAACGACUUGUACAAGUUCCGCGCCUUGCCUCCGGAUGUAGUCGUGAAGAACGCGCUUGAUCAGCUCGGUGUGAAGGACAGCAGCCUUUCCUGGAGGAACCCGGAGUGUUUUGCUGCAUGGUGCAGGUUUGGUAAACGUGAAUUUAAAACCGGUGGAGAGCUGCGCAUUGGCAAGCAGCCUUACAGGAUGAAAUUACAGCUCUCUGAGAAGAGGAGCCACGAGCUGGAGUUUCAGAGUCUGGAGGAUUUGAUCAUGGAGAAGCGCAGGAACGAUCAGAUCGGUAGAGACGCCGUGAUCCAAGAACUGGCGAAUCAUCUCAACUCUAGUGAAGAGCUCAACAGCGAUUGCAGUUGUGAUUGAUUGAUUGAUUGAUUGAUUGAUUGAUUGAUUGAUUGAUUGAUUGAUUUAGGAACAUACUUUUCACACAUGGACAACUUUUUACACAGAUGACCAAGCUUUGAAACACCUACAUUCAUUCACAAUGAAUGCCAUGAUGCAAUUAAAGCCCAUGUCUCAUGAUCAUAAUAUCGUACAGGACUCAUACAUGGCAUCUCAUAUUAACGCUUAAGGUCAAUGGAUUUUUGCAUGUGUCUGGGUUGGCUAUUUAGAAGAGAUAGGAGAAGAGCAAUAUGUGUGACUUUUUAUGAAUCAGAUACUUUUAUUUCCAGCGAUAAAGGUACUUUGUUCGAUUAAAGAAAGCAGUGAUGGUCCUCUUCCUUGCCCUCAAAUGAUACACCAAAGUUAACGAGUCCUAAAUAUAUCAACUUGUUUUAUGUGUUGGUCUUCUCUGUGAGCACAGCCACAACAUGGCACAUUUCAACGGAUCAGUUAAACGUUUGUUUACGUUCAGUACGUUACUACAUGAAUCAGUCAUGUUCCACAACAUCAAUAAUUGUAAGUGAUUGAACAUUAACCUUCUCUAUAUAAUACAGUAUGAAUCGUAUUACAAUAACAGCACUGUGUUUCAUUUUCAUGAUUAGUUUUAUUUUGUUUGUUUUUAUAUAUAUAUAUAUAUAUAUAUAUAUAUAAAUAUACAUACAUACAUACAUACAUACAUACAUACAUACAUACACCAAACCUUACGUUCAGGUAUAGAGACACUACAUGUAAGCUCUGUGUUGCUCCUCUUGUCAUGGCUAAAAUGAUCUGUGUACCUUCUUUGUUUUUGUUUAUUCUUCUAUUUUUUACCAUGAAAAUAAAUACUAUUUUGAAUAACUGUUUUAUAAGUGCUACAGAUAGUGUGUGUGUGUGUGUGUGGAUAGAUAGAUAGUAGGUUCAAGCUUCAGCUGAAUCAUGUACGCAAUAUCCACGUGAAAUUUGAAACAUUCAACCGUGCACAAUCAUUACAGGUAUUUGUUGGAUUGAUGCACAAUUUGAAAUGUGUUUUGUUACACCAGUAAGAAGUGUUAUAAAGAAGCCACCGUUUUAUAUGAUGAGUAGCAUUUUGAGCAUUCUCUGAAGCCGGGGCUUUGAAACAUUUUGCAGCUAGGGAGCCCUUUAACUGCUAAAAUCAACUAGAGUGACCCCCACAGUACAUGUUUAUUUUACAAUGAGCUGUCUAUCCAAAUUAGACUCAUUAUUUAAAUGUGCAGAGUAAUAUUUUGGAGCCUUAUAUCGGAGCCAUAAUGCUUUCUACUCAUUAACUUUCUACUGACAGAACACAAUUUAUAUUAACAUUGUAAUUAAAUUUCAGUUGACAUUGA